AGGUACUAGCAGAAGCCACAAACGAGAAAAACGAGCGUUCUUCAAUUCGCUUACUUUAAAUUUCGACGUGUAUGUCUAUGGUAAUUUUUUACUGUUGAUAUUUUGAUACCAAACACAUUGAAUUAGGCGAAUAACAAUGGCCCGAAAUGCAGAAAAAGCAAUGACAACGUUGGCACGUUUUAGAGCUGCACAAUUAGGAACCUUAGGAGGGAAGGAUCGUAGGCCUUAUUUGGCAUCAGAGUGCAAAGAUCUAAAGGAGUGUGAAAGAUGGCGGAGAGAAAUCUUAAGAGAAAUAUCAAAAAAAGUUACACAAAUUCAAAAUGCUGGUCUUGGAGAAUAUAGAAUCAGAGAUCUUAAUGAUGAAAUCAACAAAUUACUGAGAGAAAAAUACCAUUGGGAAGUUCAAAUUUUUAAUUUAGGUGGGCCAAACUACAGAAGAAUAGGUCCUCGCUAUCUUGAUCGUGAAGGUCGAGAAGUUCCAGGAAACCGCGGUUAUCGCUAUUUCGGAGCAGCCCGCGAGUUACCAGGUGUCAGGGAAUUGUUUGAACAGGAGCCAAUGCCUGUUCCCAAAAAGUCACGGGCUGAACUAAUGAAAGAUAUUGACGCCGAUUACUAUGGAUACCGUGAUGAUGAUGAUGGCAUUCUUAUCCCUUUAGAACAAGAGGCUGAAAAAGAGGCUAUUGCAAAAGCAGUUGCUGAAUGGCAAGCUAAAAAGGAGGCAGGAUUAUUGGAACUUGAUAAAAAUAAUGCAGAAGAAAACAUUUACACAACGCGUAAACUUAAGGAUGAUUCCGUCUUGGCGGACAGCGAUGAAGAGAUGGAAACUGAAGCGCCACGAUUUGUAGCUCACGUUGCCGUUCCGUCUCAAAAGGAAGUAGAGGAGGCAAUCCUUCGAAGAAAGAAGCAAGAGCUAUUGGAGAAAUAUGUCAGUUCAGAACUGCUGAUGGAGACAGAAGAGACGUCAAAGAAUUUACAAGCAAUGAUUUCUGAAGCAUGAAUUUUUACUUCCGAAAGACCGCAUUAAUAAACGUCAGCCACAUUUUCAAUUA
Messenger RNA from Daphnia carinata, 1049 nucleotides. RefSeq names its product pre-mRNA-splicing factor ISY1 homolog. Gene Ontology annotation, cellular component: post-mRNA release spliceosomal complex; post-spliceosomal complex; catalytic step 2 spliceosome. NCBI's taxonomy places the organism in Eukaryota, Metazoa, Arthropoda, Branchiopoda, Diplostraca, Daphniidae. Gene Ontology annotation, biological process: mRNA 3'-splice site recognition; generation of catalytic spliceosome for second transesterification step. Bases 137 to 997 code for a protein of 286 amino acids. The transcript is spliced from 6 exons. The record is from RefSeq and is a predicted model, not a curated record.